UUUUGUAAAUAGAAACUCAGCUGCUCAGCUGAUCGCCUGCCCUCCUCUGUUUAUAAGGUGCGCCCUGCAGCCUUCUAUUUAAGAUGCGUCAGUAUCCACAGUGCAAACACAGCAGGUGCAAUACUGGUCCGGUCUGAAGAUGAAAUUCUCCUCUGCGCUCGUGUCUCUGAGGCUGCUGCUGCAGCUCUGCAUCCGCACCGUGCACGACAUCUCAGCGAGCCUCUUUUCAACUGUUUGGUACUGGACACCCGCAGUCUGCAGGGGAGCAUCAGUUGUUUCAACUGCUGACAGAGAAGUGGACCAAAAGGAGGUUCAAAAUGUGAUGACUCCAACAAGUGUCAACUAUCACUUUACACGCAAGUGUAACUACAAAUGCGGAUUUUGUUUCCACACUGCAAAGACAUCCUUCGUGCUGCCUCUGGAGGAAGCCAAGAGGGGCCUCAAGCUCCUGAAGGAAUCAGGCAUGGAAAAGAUCAACUUCUCUGGAGGAGAGCCCUUCCUGCAUGAUAAAGGGGAAUUUCUGGGUAAAUUAGUCCAGUUCUGUAAACAGGACCUCCAGCUCCCAAGUGUCAGCAUCGUCAGCAAUGGAAGCAUGAUCAAAGAAAAAUGGUUCCAGAAAUAUGGUGACGAUCUGGACAUCCUGGCCAUCUCCUGUGACAGCUUUGAUGAAGCAACCAACCAGCUGAUUGGCAGAACUCAAGGCAGGAAGAGCCACAUUGAAAACCUUCACAAGAUCCGCAUCUGGUGCCAGCAGUACAAAGUGGCCUUCAAAAUCAACUCGGUCAUCAACACCUUCAACGUGGACGAAGACAUGACAGAGAACAUCCUCCAGCUGAACCCAGUCCGCUGGAAGGUGUUCCAGUGUCUGCUGAUUGAUGGGGAAAAUGCAGGAGAGGCAGCCCUGAGGGAGGCAGAGAGGUUCGUCAUCAGCGAGCAGAUGUUUCAGGAGUUUCUGGAGAGACACAGCAGCGUGUCCUGCCUCGUUCCUGAGUCCAAUGAGAAGAUGAGGAACUCCUACCUGAUCCUGGAUGAAUAUAUGCGUUUCCUGGACUGCCGAGAGGGACGGAAGGACCCGUCCAAGUCCAUCCUUGAUGUCGGCGUGAAGGAGGCCAUUUGCUUUAGUGGCUUUGAUGAAAAGAUGUUUCUCAAGAGAGGAGGGAAAUACGUGUGGAGCAAAGCCGACAUGAGGCUGGAGUGGUGAAAAUGUGCAGCUUGAUUUUGAUUUCACUUUGCUGGAGACUGUACAGAUAACUUCUAUAGUAUGAGUGUUACUUUUAUAACUCACUGCACUGCUUAUUGUUGUUGGAAAAAAAGAAGUGUUAAGCCACGUGGUAUUCAAAGUUAAUAUUUUUGCACUAGAUAAAUAGAUUGAUAGAUUGUUGUUUCCUUGCACUGUAGAGACAUAUAUGAGGAAAUAUUUAUAAUAAAUAUAUUUUGUCAUGUAUAA
This is a messenger RNA of Epinephelus moara (kelp grouper), 1447 nucleotides long. It is a transcript of the gene rsad2, whose product is annotated as radical S-adenosyl methionine domain containing 2. The coding region runs from base 140 to 1201 and encodes 353 amino acids. Gene Ontology annotation, molecular function: 4 iron, 4 sulfur cluster binding; catalytic activity. Gene Ontology annotation, cellular component: endoplasmic reticulum; lipid droplet; endoplasmic reticulum membrane. Lineage: Eukaryota; Metazoa; Chordata; Actinopteri; Perciformes; Serranidae. Gene Ontology annotation, biological process: positive regulation of immune response; defense response to virus. The transcript is spliced from 6 exons. The record is from RefSeq and is a predicted model, not a curated record.